This is a messenger RNA of Trichobilharzia regenti, 3745 nucleotides long. NCBI's taxonomy places the organism in Eukaryota, Metazoa, Platyhelminthes, Trematoda, Strigeidida, Schistosomatidae. The record is from the annotation of a GenBank genome assembly.
CUUAGUGAAAUAUUUUAAUAUUUUUGUCAAUCAGUAUAUGUUUUUGCAUUGAUUAACACCUUUUCUAAUUAUUAUUAUUAUUAUUUAUUUUUUGAAAACCAAUUCAUUUUAAGGUUCGUAAAGUUCUUGCUUCUCAUGGUCACGGUAGUAGUGGAAGUAAACCAGCUCUCCUGGAAGCUGCACUAUUAGCAGCGGUUAAUUUAUGCAAAGCAUCAACUUAUAUUAAUAUAAAUGAUCGAAAUAAUAUUCUAUUCAUUUUGGUGAAUUCAGUAUAUGCAGAUUUACAGAAUUUAUUAUUCAAUCCAAACAAGCCAUAUCUUCGAAACAAUCAAAAUUUAGCCGAAACUGAAUCAUUACUUACAGAAUUUUUUGUCGCUUAUUUUCGUAUUACACCGCAUAAUAAAAAUCUUUUAAAAGUUUGCCUACAGACAACAUCCCCAGCAAUUUAUCAUACUGUACUCGUUUCUGGGCUAUAUCGGAUUAUUACACAGUCACGUUUACCAUGGUGGCCUGAUGUCAGUCCAUUUUAUUCCAAAUCAACAGAAAUUCGUACAAUGUUUUUAGAAACAUUAAAUCGUGUUAAUCAUCAUCCACCAAUCCGAAUUACGCAAAGUCUCACUUUCAGAGACAAGAUGAAUUUAAAGAAUAAGGAUAAAACUGAAGACAAUUUAAUGAGCAAAUACAAUCUAUUAUUGAAUAUGGUUCGCUUAUUGAAUGCCAACCCGUUAUUAAUGCUUUAUAGUCCACAAACACGAUCAAGUUCCGAUGCUCAGAAGGCUACAUUCGAUUUAAUGAAUGGUUUAAUGUCUUUAAUACAACAAUCGAUUAUGUCUGAUUUAGCCCAAGAAGCUAUGGAUGCCCUGCUUUGUCUUCAUCAACCAGCCAACAUUAGGCUAUGGAAUUUACAUUCACCAGCACAAGCAUUUUGGGAGAUAAGUCCACAAUUGUUGUAUAGUAUUGCUCAAAAAUUAAUCAAUCGUAAUAUACCUAAUUCCUGUGAUGUUUUAAAGUGGUUAAGAGAAAUACUUGUCUGUCGUAUAAAAUUUCUCCAGCAACACUGUGAUUAUGCAAAUGUAUCAGGCUGUUGUACUCUCGGCUUAUUAACAUCUGGUUUAUCAGUUGGUGGAGAUAACAAUUCAUCAAGUAAUAUCAGUGGUAGUAACAAUACAGUUGUUACAACGACAAGUACAUCGACUGCAUCUGUUACAACAACGAAUACAACACAGUCGAAUGCGAAUUCUGGUAUGAAUUACACAGAUGGAGGUGUAUAUAUUGGUCCAGCUCCUGCCGGAAAGACAAAUACUCAAAGCACUUCAUGUCUUAGUCCAUUUCUAGGACCAUUGGGCAUUAAUCCGAAACGAAAUCAGAUGGCUUUGAUCAAACUAGAAACUGUAUUUUUCACUUACUUAUGGUCACUGGAUUUGGAGGCUGUUCUCACUUCAAUGUCAUGCUUUCGACUACUUUGUCAAGAAGCAGAACUUUGGAGUAGUGCCGCCGCUUUAGCUACAAUAACCUCAGCUCCAGAUAACGACAUUUUACAGCGUUCUGAUUGUGAAUGUUAUGCAGUUAAUGCUAAUACAUCUUCUGCUCCGAAUUCAUCAGGAACCUCAGAUUGGAUGGAAGGCGUGGCUUUAAAUAAUCUUAGUGUGGCAGCACAUCUUUACCAUGGUGACACGACUCGCAAAUCCCCUCCAUUUAAUACUGAUCAUAGACUUAUAGUUCCAUCGGUUUCUGUUGAUCAAAGUUCAUCGAGCAGCACACCAUCGGAGACCACAUGUAUACGAUUUCAAAAUUCAUCGUCAUCUUACGAUGGUGAUAAUCGUCGUUCAAAUCUACCUGGAUCUUGUAUUGCCUUGUGUAACUGUGGGUGUCCACUUUGUACCCCUGUCAAUUAUUUGCCAGUAUGUACAAAUAUUGAUGGUAUCCCGACAGCUCCACGAUCUAUUCAAGAUUCUAGCUCACAUUCCAGUUUCAGUACUUCACUCAAUUCCGAUAGUAAUCCUACUUUUUGCACUGAAUAUCCUGAGGACAGUACAACGAACUUUCCUACUCAUACAUCUAAUAAAGGCAUAAGUCCUAUUCCACAUACAGCUAUCUCAUUGGGUAAAUCUUGCCAAUGGUCGCUGCCUGCACAAUGGGCUUUCACUGAUUUCCGCCUUCCAGAUCUUUUACCAGUGUACAAUGUCUACGCUGAAAUAGCUGAGCACAGUCGUUCAAUAGUCACUACAGGUCGUGCUCAUCUACAAAAACAAAUUUUAGCCUUAUUGAGAAAAAUUAAUCACCAAACACAGGGGAACAAGCUCGCUUGGGAGCACACCUACAUGAUUUGGCUACGAAGUACAAAAUUUCUCAUCAACUAUCCAAAAUCAAAAGCUUCUGCUCCACCCAGUGGGUCGGAUGAUCCAUGUUAUGAUAGUGCCGCUAAUUCCACCAAUAACAAUUCAGUGGGCGGAUUCUCUUCUGCAUCUCUUGGUAGUUCACCAUCGAUAUCUAGUGGAUUGGAUUCUAUAACCAAUUCAGUGGACACUGGCGGAGUCAGUAUGAAUAUCGAUGGAUUCUCUUCUGUAACAGGUUCAUCUGGAAUGAUGCUUACAAUAGCCAAUAAUCCUGGUGGAGUUUCUGCAUCAGGUGGUUCGACUGGAACAAGUCCAUUUACUGCUGGAAGUGCAAUCAGUGGUGGGACAAGUCGAUAUUUGGCUGUAAAACGACGUGUUAGUCAACAAUCACCUGUAAAUGAUCAUGAAAUUGAAGAUGUGUUAAAUGAAUGGGCGAAUAUGACAGGAUUCUUGUGUGCACUGGGGUCGGUCGCACUGAAUAUGCCGUUGCCUCAAGGAUCUACACCAUUCUCUGCACAAACAACGUCAUCCAGUUAUUCAUGCGAACAAAGCAAGCUAAAAUCUUUACAAUCCCAUUGUCCACAUUAUCACUACUGUUCUCACCAUUUAUUGGAUCAUGUACAUCAGCAUUUUGAUCCAACCUGUCUAGGAGCAAAUUAUUUUCUUCGAUCUCAUCGAACAAAUUUCAAUAAGAGUACUAGUGAUGUAGAUCAAACAGAUGAAUCACAUAAUCUUAAUAAAUGUCAUACAUUUCAUGGUGCUUGUCUAAGUGAGAUGAAUACUGCAAGACGUUUUUCACUUGUUCAAUCCAGUUUAAAUCAAGACAAUCAAUUCUCACCUGUUGCACAAUUUAUAGGCAACUUAUUAUUAUUAAUUAGUUGUCAACAUGAAAAAUUUGGUCAUCAAAUACAAAAACAUGUGAAAGAAUCAAUUGGUAAUGAAUUAAACCCACUAAUUUAUCCAAUAUUAUUUAAUCAACUACGCAGUCAUGUGGAUGCUUGUUUUUCUGGACAAGGACAACAACAGGUUGUUGUCACAGAGACAAAUACGCUGUUUAUUGAAAAUGUUAUCUUCAUUAUGCGUAGUAUCCUGGAUAAGCGAACAAAAUCUGUGGAUCGAUUAACUGAUCACCUGGAAUUAGUUAGUAUUGAAAGUCUUAUGCUAAAUAUUGUUAGUGCUCAUUCGAACCGGUGGUAUUUUGGCUAUGCCAUAUUAUCGUUCUGUAUUCCCCAGGAAAAAAACACCUAAAACAAUUUAUGCAUGUCGAGGGGAGCUAGAAGUACAUGUAAUAACUAACAUUUAGUUUGCUCAGUUGCAUCUGUUUACUUUUUGAACCCUAUUUGUAAUAUGAUGCCAUGAUAAUUCACUGUAAAUACUUUAAGGCAGUAGCUGUGUAACAAGAGAAGACA